AUGGCGAAUCGUUCUUCUUUGGUAGUGGGAUCAAUCUUAAAGAGCUGCAAUCAGUUUACCAAAUCCAAAUCCAAAUCCAGAUCCAAAUGUUCAGACAGUAGCAAAGCUCUUGCCGACGCGGAAUCGAAAUUGAUGCAAUCCGCUAAUGCUCAGGUCAACGUCAGGUUCCUGGUGAGGAGCGAACCCAAGCAAACCUUCGACUUUUAUGUAAUCUCAACCGAAGGCAACUCUUUCAGACUAUUAGACGAGGAUGAUGAGGAUCUUCCUCGCAACUUAUUGUCUGUACUCGGAUUUGGAGACUACCUGUGUGACGUUCUUGGAUGUUGCGGCUCAUGGAUUUGGUUGAAAUAUUUUGAAUUUGGUUCCAAGGCACAGGAUCUUCUGUGGGACAUGGAGACGGAUACGUGUAGAUUCGUCUGUUCGCCCUCGGCUUUCCUAAACACUCUUGAUAGCGUGUGGGCUUACGGCUUCGGGUUUGAUCCUUCAUCUGGGCACUAUAAGCUGGUCAGAUGUUGGGUGGACCGCUUUCUAGAAAGCUACGCUGAGGUGUUUACCCUGGGAACUAGUUCGUGGAAGGCCGUUCACUGUCCUUAUGAAACCCACUUGAGCUUGAGUGGGUUCCUUUCUAUUCACAUUAAUGGCUUCUACUAUUGGAUAGUUCGAGGGUUUAGGGACAGUUUCUCCAUCAUGUCGUUCGACUUUGCUAAUGACCAGUUUCAUGCUCUUAUCCCUGUACCCAAAAAGGAAAAGUUGUGGAAGUUGAUGGACGUUGCUCUAGUUGAGUUUCAGGGCUCUCUUGCGGUUAUUUAUUUAGAGUCCGAGGUCAAUCCUUUUCUUUUUGAGAUUUGGGCUUGGAAUGCGCGAGGCAGCUUCUGGUCCCUUGUCUCCACAUUCGAUAUCCCUGCAGCUGCUGCGCCUCGUAAUGUGCUGAACCUCUACAACAAUGAUAAAUUGUUUUAUCAGGACACCAAAGGUGACUUGAUGAUUUAUGAUCAUACUACCAGACGGCUCGAGAAUUUCUGGAUCCCUAUCGAUAGAAGAGGGGUUGCCAAGUUUUUCCCUUAUGUCAAGAGCUCUGUUGCUCCUAGCUCCAGCAAUUAA
Messenger RNA from Striga asiatica, 1101 nucleotides. The record is from the annotation of a GenBank genome assembly. Lineage: Eukaryota; Viridiplantae; Streptophyta; Magnoliopsida; Lamiales; Orobanchaceae.